Vigna unguiculata (cowpea) is the source of this 1671-nucleotide messenger RNA. RefSeq names its product 26S proteasome non-ATPase regulatory subunit 4 homolog. Gene Ontology annotation, biological process: proteasome-mediated ubiquitin-dependent protein catabolic process. NCBI's taxonomy places the organism in Eukaryota, Viridiplantae, Streptophyta, Magnoliopsida, Fabales, Fabaceae. Gene Ontology annotation, cellular component: proteasome regulatory particle, base subcomplex; nucleus; cytosol. The record is from RefSeq and is a predicted model, not a curated record. Gene Ontology annotation, molecular function: polyubiquitin modification-dependent protein binding.
GCUAGUACAGUUUUUCACCUUCAUUUCCCCGUUACGUGGCAAUCGAAUUUUGCUUGGAAAGAAUCGAGGGUUAUAUUAUUACGGUCACAUACCAAGAGCAACAACCUCUUCUGCAAGUAAACUUGAGUUCCUUUCUUUUUCGUACGAUACAUUACUCCCUCUCUCAUUUUUUCUGCACAAAUUCCAUUUUUAGCUUCUGAAUCUCCAACGAUGGUGCUUGAGGCCACCAUGAUCUGUAUUGACAAUUCGGAAUGGAUGCGUAAUGGAGAUUACGCUCCUUCUCGAUUUCAAGCCCAAGCGGACGCCGUCAAUCUUAUUUGCGGUGCCAAAACCCAGUCUAAUCCAGAAAAUACGGUGGGAGUUCUCACAAUGGCAGGGAAGGGCGUUCGUGUCUUGGUCACCCCUACCAGUGAUUUGGGCAAGAUCUUAGCUUGCAUGCAUGGACUAGAAAUAGGUGGUGAGAUGAACCUAGCUGCGGGCAUUCAGGUGGCACAAUUGGCUCUUAAGCAUAGGCAGAACAAGAAGCAGCAGCAAAGGAUUAUUGUCUUUGCUGGAAGUCCCGUUAAACAUGAGAAGAAAAUGUUGGAGAUGAUUGGUAGAAAAUUGAAAAAGAACAGUGUAGCACUUGACAUUGUCAAUUUUGGCGAAGAAGAUGAAGGAAAGAAUGAGAAGUUAGAAGCACUUCUCUCCGCUGUUAACAAUAAUGAUACCAGUCACAUCGUCCAUGUUCCAUCUGGUCCGAAUGCUCUUUCUGAUGUACUAAUAAGUACUCCUAUUUUUACUGGUGAUGGGGAAGGUGGAAGUGGUUUUGCAGCAGCUGCCGCAGCUGCUGCAGCAGGCGGUGUAUCUGGAUUUGAGUUUGGUGUUGAUCCGAACUUGGACCCUGAACUAGCUCUCGCUUUAAGAGUUUCAAUGGAAGAAGAGAGAGCUAGACAGGAAGCAGCUGCCAAAAAAGCUGCAGAGGAUGCUUCCAAACAGGAGAAAGGUGAUGAGCAGAAGGCUAGUCCACAGGAUACAACUAUGACCGAGGGUGCUAGUGCAGGAGCUUCUGAAGCCAAUAAUAAGAAAACGGAUUUGACGGACGAUGAGAAUGCUCUACUACAGCAGGCUCUUGCAAUGUCAAUGGACGAUCCUGCAAUUAGCCAUGAUGUGAGAGAUACAGAUAUGUCUGAGGCAGCUGCUGAUGAUCCUGAGCUGGCUCUAGCUCUCCAAUUGUCAGUAGAAGAUAGCUCAAAGGACUCGGCAAGCCAGUCUGACGUCAGUAAAUUAUUAGCAGAUCAGUCCUUUGUAUCUUCUAUCCUUGCAUCGCUUCCCGGGGUUGACCCAAAUGACCCAUCGGUCAAAGAUUUACUGGCUUCUAUGCAAAAUCAGUCUGAGCCUCAGCAGAAAAACGAAGACAAGCCACCAAAUGAAGAGGAGAAAAAGUAAUACUGAUCGAGUCUCUUCGCUGUUUUAUUUCUGUUCCUCUGGUGGCUUAUAAUAGCAUGUUGGAAAGUGAUUUUACUUGGGUGUUAUUACCCUGCUGAUUGAAACGGAUGUAUCUCGAUUUAAUACGGAUGAUUGAGUAGAGCAUAUCAGAAGAAAAAAAAAUAUUGUCAAUGAGGGUAUGAAUCGAUCACAUGGUUUUAUUAAGGAAUACUUCAUCAUUUUAAAACAUUGCAGAAUCUAGUA